AUGUCUUUAUACGACGAUUUAGGAGUUGAGACUAGUGAUUCAAAAACAGAAGGAUGGUCAAAAAACUUUAAGCUUUUACAGUCACAACUGCAAGUCAAAAAGGCAGCUCUAACACAAGCAAAGACUCAAAGAACAAAACAGAGCACGGUACUGGCACCUGUUAUUGACCUUAAAAGAGCCAGUGCCGAUGACCGACAGAUUGUUGAUACUCCACCCCAUGUGGCCGCUGGACUAAAGGAGCCUGUUCCAAGUGGAUUCUCUACUGGGGAUGUAUUGGUUCCAUUGGCAGAUGAGUAUGACCCUAUGUACCCUAAUGAAUUUGAAAAAGUGGUCAAACGGCAGCGGGAGGAGAGACAGCGGCAAAGAGAAAUAGAAAGGCAAAAAGAAAUUGAAGAGCGAGAAAAGAGGCGUAAGGAUCGUCAUGAAGCUAGCGGAUUUUCUCGUAGACCUGACCCUGAAUCUGAUGAGGAUGAAGAGUAUGAAAGAGAAAGGCGUAAGAGGCCGGUGGGAGGCGCAGCUAUCGCACCACCUACAUCUCUCGUUGAGAAGGACAGGGAAUCUAUAGUGCCAUCAUAUGAUGAAGAGCCUAGGCCCCGACCACCAGCGCCCAAGGCUGCUAUUCCUCCCCCCUAUUUAUGAUGAACCAGAGCGACCGCGGUCUCCAACUGGGCCUAGUAAUUCCUUUUUGGCAAACAUGGGUGGAACUGUGGCUCACAAAAUCAUGCAGAAGUAUGGCUUCCGGGAAGGUCAAGGUUUGGGAAAACAUGAACAGGGUCUCAGCACUGCAUUGUCUGUUGAGAAAAACCAGUAAGAGAGGAGGAAAAAUUAUCAUUGGUGAUGUAGCAGACAAAGUUGAAGCUGGAAAGAAAGGAGCUGACCCCAACCCUUUAACAGAAAUACUGAAGUGUCCCACCAAGGUGGUUUUAUUACGGAAUAUGGUAGGUGCAGGGGAAGUGGAUGAAGAUCUAGAAGUCGAAACAAAGGAAGAGUGUGAAAAAUAUGGCAAAGUUGGAAAAUGUGUCAUCUUUGAGAUCCCUGGUGCUCCAGAUGAUGAGGCAGUGCGAAUAUUUUUGGAAUUUGAACGAGUAGAAUCGGCUAUUAAAGGU
This is a messenger RNA of Staurois parvus, 1106 nucleotides long. The record is from the annotation of a GenBank genome assembly. NCBI's taxonomy places the organism in Eukaryota, Metazoa, Chordata, Amphibia, Anura, Ranidae.